Messenger RNA from Durio zibethinus, 3642 nucleotides. RefSeq names its product Transducin/WD40 repeat-like superfamily protein (gene NEDD1). NCBI's taxonomy places the organism in Eukaryota, Viridiplantae, Streptophyta, Magnoliopsida, Malvales, Malvaceae. Gene Ontology annotation, biological process: positive regulation of cytokinesis; cell plate assembly; regulation of mitotic spindle organization. Gene Ontology annotation, cellular component: kinetochore microtubule. Gene Ontology annotation, molecular function: protein binding; gamma-tubulin complex binding. The record is from RefSeq and is a predicted model, not a curated record.
AAGGGGGGAAAAAAAAGGACUAAUAAUUGCAAUUAGGGUACAAAGGCGCCCACUCACAUCAUUUCUACACUCAAUUUAAAUUUUUUUCGCCCUCUCUUUGGCUCUUUUCUCCUUUCCCGUAGGGUUUACUCACACUCCUCUAACCACCAAAUUUCAAUUAAAAUCAAGAAAUUUCCAAAUUAAUUUUUAUUUUUGUACUCAUUUCUCAUUUCCCUUUAGAUUUUAACUCUACGCUAAGUUUUCCUGAAAAAAACUUCUCUUUUGUAAGGAUUUUGUUUCAAAAAAAAAAAAGAUUAUAAUGAAUCUACCGGAUCCGUCGCUGGAGUUAUUAGCGGCGAGCGGCGGCGACACCGUGAAGAUCUUCGACAUUAAGCUCGAACCGAACGAUCCUUGCAUUUUAAGUUACUCGCCUUCUCCGAGUUGCCUUGUCAACUCGGUUAAGUGGAACCACACUAAUUUAGUGGUGGCGAGUGCCGGCGAAGAUAAGAAGAUAUCAUUAUGGCGAAAAAAUGGGCAGAGUAUGGGGACAGUUCCAGUUGCGGGGACUGAUAGUGGAGAUAACAUCGAGGAGUCUAUUUUAGCUAUUAGCUUUAGCAACAAGGGAUCCAGAUACAUAUGUUCAGGGGGAAGUGGUCAAGUUGUAAGAAUAUGGGAUUUGCAGAGGAAGCGUUGCAUCAAAUGGUUAAGGGGUCAUACCAGCACAAUAACAGGUGUUAUGUACAACUGUAAAGAUGAACACUUGGCCUCCAUCAGCCUAAGUGGGGAUCUCAUUCUUCACAACCUUGCAUCUGGAGCAAGGGCUGCUGAACUAAAUGAUCCUAAUGAACAGGUACUAAGGGUACUUGAUUAUUCGCGGAUUAGUCGACACGUCUUGGUGACUGCAGGUGAUGAUGGAUCUAUCCAUUUGUGGGAUACCACUGGUCGUAGCCCAAAGGUUUCCUGGUUGAAACAGCACUCUGCUCCCACAGCUGGCAUUAGCUUCUCACCAUCCAAUGAUAAGAUAAUUGCUAGUGUUGGGUUGGAUAAGAAGCUAUACACUUAUGACUCAGGGUCUAGAAGACCCUCAGCUUUCAUUUCUCAUGAGGCACCUUUCUCUUCAUUGGCAUUUAGAGAUGAUGGUUGGACACUGGCUGCUGGCACCAGUAAUGGUAGAGUGGUAUUCUACGAUAUUCGUGGAAAACUACAGCCUUUUACUGUUCUACGUGCUUAUAAUAGUUCGGAGCAUCAUCAGGCUGUUUCAAGUUUAUGCUGGCAAAGAUCAAAACCAGCCAUUGUUAAUGAGAGUACUUGCACUGCUGAGACUGCUCUUUUGGGAGGUGCAGUGGAGGAUUCAGUUCUUAUGCCUGACCCACUUCCAUCUGUGACAUCGUCAAGCCUUUCACUAUCCACAGCAAUUUCUGGUUCUCGUAUCCUUGGCCGUUCAGGUUCUGCAGAAGUAUCUUCUCUGACAAGUAGUAGUGGAUCAGUGUCAAGCACACUCAAUCUGUCUUCUUCUGAGGAAACACCACAUAGAAGCCAUCUGUGGCCAGGUGGAACACUGACGAGAUUACAUGCUCCUCGCUCUACGUACAAUUUCAAGGACGAUAUGGAGGUGUUUUCCCCUCUUGUGGAUGUUCAACCGAUUACACCCUCGCUGGAUAAGCUGUGGGAUGAUCAUGAGGGUGCAAAGAAAGAGCAUAUACUCGGUGAUAAGAAGCCUUCGUCUCUGCUGUUUCCUUCUAGCAGGAGGUUUGCAUUUGCAGAUGAUAGAGCCAGUGAUCACCCAAUAUUUGAUUGGAAAUCCAGUUCAAUGUCUCGACAGAUAAAGAUGUUUGUAUACCACUUAUUUUUACAGGAUGAGACAAGAUCUUUUACAGCAUUGGGAUCUACUCCUACACCAUCUUCCAAGAGUGAAGAGGCCUCCAUAACUCCUCCAGAAGCUUGGGGUGGUGAGAAGAUAUCUGAUAAAUUUACCCACCUUCGUCAGCUGCCAUCUCGUUUUGGGAUGCAGGCUUCUGGUGGUCUGACAACAGGCUCUAUUUAUUCUGGACAAGAGCAGUCUUCAACACUGAGUCAGACAAGUAUUACCUCGUUAACAAGUUCUAACUUGAGCUAUGAAAACUUGCGCACAAAAGAUGUCUCUUCAAAUCAGGAGACUUCAUUAGGAUUUCCAGAACAAUUCUCCUCCAGCUCCAUGUCUUCUUUGUCUCUUGGUUCAAAAGGCAUUACUGGAGCAGGCAGCCUUGACUCACCAAAACUAGCAUCUUUAGCACUUCCUCGAAGGUUUUCAACAUAUGCUGAGAGAAUUAGUACUACAUCUGCCUUCAGUGAUGGAACAUCCCAAUUGGUGGCCUCUCCGAAAACAAAGAAAACAGGAGCUGAAACCAGAGAAGAGCUGUUGAAUAGCUUGUUGUCAAGGUCUGAUUCAUUGGCUGCAGUGGAAUCAGGAAUUCUGCCGGCUAUGAAUGGAGGAACAUCACAACCCCACAAGGCUCCUCAACAGGAUCCCCAGCAAGGAAGUAACUUCACUCUUCAGCUAUUUCAACGCACUCUGGAAGAAACCCUUGAUUCAUUUCAGAAAUCCAUUCAUGGAGAUAUGAGGAACCUUCAUAUUGAAAUUUUAAGACAAUUCCACAUGCAGGAGAUGGAAAUGUCUCGUGUGAUGAGCUCCAUUCUAGAGAACCAAGCUGAACUGAUGGAAGAAGUCAAGUCUCUCCGGAAAGAAAAUCAGCAGCUUCGUCAAUUGCUUUGAGUGCCUGAUUAGAUUGCAUUACUGCCUUAGGUUAGCAGAUUUCUCUUCUGAUCACCUCGCUGUUUCAUUUUUAUGAUUUCUGGCUCUGCUUCUUCAGUAGGCUUGUCUCGGCAAUUGUUUGUGCAGAAAUGGGUAAAAUAUCGGAAAAGAAUGUAUUUAAUUGAGAAAGAGUACAAAUUUGGGGCUAAGAGAUUGGUCUUUUGAAAUAUGUAUAGAAAUGCUUCUCAGUUGAUUGACAAAGCAAGCUGCUAAUUUCUGACAGUUAUCUUGAACAUAGAGUUCCCUCUUUUAACUUCCAUGACAAAACCAUUAUUUGAAAGAAAAGCAGGAGAAAUGAAGAAAAUUGUGAUCAGCAUAAACAUUAUUUGAAAGAGGCAAAACCUUGAUAAAUUUGAAAAGAUUACAGCACAAGUUGAUAAUAGAGAACAAAUGAAAGACGAUAUAUGAAUGUAUAUACUCGUAGAACAGAGAACAAAAUGGCCAGAAAUGAAUAUUUUACCUGAAACCCAUUUUGGCAGAGUCGAGGCUAGGAAUGAUUAUGGCAUUGAGGAAAUCCAUUGGCAGAUAUGAGAAUCCUAAAGCAGAGGCUCCUCAAAUAAAGUAGGUUUUUUCUAGUACAGCUAUGGGAUCCUGGUUAAUCCCAAAUGAGCUUAAACUUAACUUGGCAAUGUUUUCGGAAGAAAUUCCAAAACAAUGGAUCCUGGUUAAGUAACUAUUUGACACCAUUUACUGAAAAUGUACUUAAUCCCACAGUUCUGGAAACUAAAAUAGUUUCAGCAAAGACUGCCUGUUUUUAAAUCACAUUAACAUUUAACAGGCACUUGAAUGCUGAGGAGAAGAUGAUCUGUUGAUAAAGUAUUUUGAGUUUCAGUUUCAGUGAUUAUGAUUCAAAUCUACAAUUCUAUCAAUGG